UGGCCUCCGAAACUCCAAAGUCGUGAACAUAAUGGCCGAGCUAUCAUACCGACCUUUGACCACAAAGCAGUUCCGCCUCCUCACGCUCCUCCCUGGCGCGGAAGCAUCACCAAUACAAACGACGCUCCGACAUGUCAACCUCGAGGACAAACCGAAGUUCGAUGCGCUGUCGUAUGAAUGGGGCCCCGAGUCGACCCAUAACUCUGAAGUCUUUGUCGACAAGAAGCCAUUCACCAUCCGUCACAACCUCUGGCUAUUUCUGAAAAGGCUGCGAGCAACCAGCCAGAGUGCUCAGGUCAUCUAUGCAGAUGCCAUCUGCAUCAACCAAAAAGAUAACGAAGAGAAGGGGCACCAAGUCGCUUUGAUGAGCGAGAUCUAUAUGCGCGCGAAGACAGUGCUGGUCUGGAUUGGCGAGCAUGACCCAAGCAGCGAGUUGGUGUUCGGCACUCACUUUGAGGAUAAGAUCCCACGGGCGACGAUGAAGAUUCCUUUUGUUAAUUUACUGGCGGUGCCAGUUAUCGUCGCUGGACGUGUGAGGCGUGCGACCUCAGCUUCGAGCGCCGAACGGAUCGCUGCUUGGACGGCAGUCCUCUCGCGAUCGUACUGGAACCGAACCUGGAUUGUACAGGAGUUCCUCCUCGCCCGCUCCGUGGUCGUCUUCUGCGGCGAGGACCACAUGGAUCGAGACUUGAUCUUCACCAAGCCCUUGCAAGAUCACUUCAUGCGGAUGAUGCAGAAGAAGAAGGGCAAAUUGGAAGGCAUUCCGAGGUCAUUUCUGCUAUAUUUCUGGAAACUAAAUCAGAAACGUCAUGGCAUAUUUAGCAAGGGGACACCGUAUUUUGCUAAUAUCGACAUCUUCGAGCUCGCCUUCAAUUUCCAGUACACCGAGUGCCAGGUAAUGUUGGACCACGUCUAUGGGUUACUGGCACUUGAAGAUGUGAGGAAGAGUGUUCCUAUAACACCACGUUACGGUAUCUCUGGUCAGAUCUUGUUCAUCGAUAUCUGCAUGUUGAAACUUCCUCGAGUUACAGGAAACAACAGCAAAGUAACUGAUGAUGGGGUGUGGCGUGUACCAAAGCUCUUCCGCGGCUUGAGGUUGACCUUUGAUCAUGCCGAAGAGAUCUUGGACAUCCUGUUCGACAACAGCCAGUAUAAAACGCAGAACAAUACGGUGAUUGCUACCAUCUUCAAGGGCUUCGAUCAUUUCGGCCUCCUGAAACCAGAACGGAAGCAAUGGAUACUGCCACAGACCAAAGCUUUCCAGACUACGGAUCAAAUCAUCUCUGUCACGAGACAGUGGCGGGCGACGCAGAAGAACAAUGGGAAAUGGUAUGAUCUUCAGCAUACUGCCCAGAUCCAUGAGCCACCGGGCCUGUCAUAUCUCCAGCUUGACGAACCUCUCUGGAGCCACUACACCACUCUCCGAGACACGACGGCCGCCGCCGCAGCCAACGCACGCAACGCGCAAAACAUGAACCAACAGAACAUAAAUCAGAUGAACCAAAUGAACCAAAUGAACCUGAACACUAUGAACAUGAUGAUUGUAAAUAAUAUAAACAAUAUGAAUACUACGGGGAUGAUGGGUCCUGGAGGUGGAGGUGGUGCUUAGGGACGGGUUUGCCCCUGGAGCUGGCUUGGUCUGUUGACCAUUUUCGCGCAGCAGAGCCAGUAGCAAGCAGGAACUUGGCUGAGCAACCUGAGUAGAGACUUAGGCAAAGGUGAAUAGGAGGAAAUGUUGUCUGGGAUUGAUUUCUUAAGGUCGAAGGGUGUCGAGCGCGAUGCAUCUCUUAAUUCUCGACCGGCUAGGUGGCACUCUGGUGUCUGGUCAUUGACUUCCUAUGGAUGCAGUACACGUGCACAGGUCAAGAGUUGUUGUCACUACACAAAUCAGCGCAUUGUCCACUCUGUUUCGCACUGAGGGAGAAUCAGGUUUGGCACUUCUACCGUGCUAAGAGAAAGCCUGGUGGGUUAUUAUUAGAAAUUGAAUGCAGCGGGGAGUUUUGCCACGAG
This is a messenger RNA of Mollisia scopiformis, 2010 nucleotides long. RefSeq names its product HET-domain-containing protein. Lineage: Eukaryota; Fungi; Ascomycota; Leotiomycetes; Helotiales; Mollisiaceae. The record is from RefSeq and is a predicted model, not a curated record. The transcript is spliced from 2 exons. The coding region runs from base 32 to 1609 and encodes 525 amino acids.